AUUUUCCUGCAAAAAAAAAUUAAAACAGCUUAACAGAGAAGUUGAAAUCCGCUAGCUGUUUAAAAGCUUGAACAACAAAUUAUCAUGAAUCCUGGUUUAUACUUUGCUAUAGGCAAAAAAGCUAGAGAUCUGCUGUACAAGGAUUAUGCUCAACAACAACCAUUACAGCUUCGCUAUCAGAGUUUCGACUGGAGUUUUGACUUCUCAUGCCAAAUUGAAGAGAUUUUGCCUGGAGUGAAUACAGUUUUUAGAGUUACUAUUCCAGAUUCCGGGAAGGCAGAACUUCAAUACUUGCGUGACUAUGUGGGGUUUAAUGCCGGAGUAGGACUGAAGGCAAACCCUGCUACAGGGUUUGAACCCAUUGCAAACAUUUCGGGUGUAAUAGGAAGCAAUCUCGUCUCUCUUGGAGCUGACCUUGGCAUUGACAUAACAACAGGGACUCUCAACAAAUUCAGUACCGGUUUGAGCUUGAAUAGUGCCUUCCUUAUUGCUUCCUUGACCCUGAGUGAUAGUUUUGAUAGUGUAAAAGCAUCAUUUUACCAUCUACUGAACGCCCCGACUAGAACAGCAAUUGCAGCUGAGUUGAAGCAUAGGUCUUCUUCUGAUGCAACAACCCUUACAAUUGGUGCACAGCAUGCAUUGUUUCCAUUUACAUUGGUGAAGGCUCGUAUGAAUACUGAUGGGAAGGUUAGUGCUGUUCUUCGGCAAGCAGUGUGGCAAAGGUUCUAUGUCUCUAUUGCUGGAGAGAUUGAUUUAGCGGACAGCAAUAAUGUUCCUAGAAUUGGACUUUCAAUGGCUCUCAAGCCCUAGAACAACUAAUCAUACUGGAGCUCUGAAGUGUUUCCUAGAUGAUUUUGUGCCAUCAUUCAUAGUAUUUACUCUAUCAUGCUCCUUGAUUCAAUCCAGUUUUUAUAUGUAAAG
Molecule: messenger RNA, 921 nt
Organism: Durio zibethinus
Lineage: Eukaryota; Viridiplantae; Streptophyta; Magnoliopsida; Malvales; Malvaceae
Product: mitochondrial outer membrane protein porin of 36 kDa-like
Biological process (GO): monoatomic anion transmembrane transport
Cellular component (GO): mitochondrial outer membrane
Molecular function (GO): voltage-gated monoatomic anion channel activity
Source: RefSeq, a predicted model, not a curated record